Molecule: messenger RNA, 1518 nt
Organism: Hippocampus zosterae (dwarf seahorse)
Lineage: Eukaryota; Metazoa; Chordata; Actinopteri; Syngnathiformes; Syngnathidae
Gene: plpp5
Product: phospholipid phosphatase 5
Exons: 8
Coding region: 226-1026 (266 amino acids)
Biological process (GO): phospholipid metabolic process
Molecular function (GO): phosphatidate phosphatase activity
Source: RefSeq, a predicted model, not a curated record
GUAGAACGGAUGUUUUGUACAAUCUUCAUGACGCGCACAUUGGCUGCAUUGGAUGGAGUGUCUCUUGAGUCUCAAUAAGAGAAGAUGCCGCAGCCUCUUUUUACAAUAAAACUGACGUUGUCGUGAGGACAGCGAGAUAGGAAAGCUUUCUAAUUGAAGCGUUUAGGGUGACAUAAAUCGGGGGGUGAUGUGCUACUUUGACUGAAGUCCACAUCGACAGACAAAAUGAAGAGGAGGCUGCUUCGUGGGCUGCUGUCAGAAAUCUGCAUCCGCUUGGCACUCUUCGUGGUUUUUCUCGUGACAGAGCAGCUUCCACCUUUCUACCGUGAGAUCCAACCAGAAGAGAUAUGGUUGUAUAAAUUCCAACGAGUGGAGCAAGAUCAUGUCCCGACAUCGCUCAUGUUUAGCAUCGCUGUCUUCACGCCACUAAUUGUCAUCCUGGUCUUCACCAUCCUGAUGAAGCCAGACCGAGGCGACGCCAAGGAAGCAUCACUGGCCGUGACGUUGACCCUGGUGCUGAACGGUGUUUUUACCAACAUCAUCAAACUUGCCGUCGGCAGGCCAAGGCCAGACUUCUUCUAUCGCUGUUUCCCAGACGGACAGAUGAACCUGGAGCUACGCUGCAACGGUGAUCCAGAUGUGGUCAUGGAGGGAAGAAAGAGUUUUCCCAGCGGCCAUUCUUCAUUUGCUUUUGCAGGGCUGGGCUUCACAGCACUUUACAUCGGCGGAAAGCUGCGAUGCUUCAGUGCAGUUGGUCAAGGCAGGGCUUGGCGACUCUGUGCAUUCCUCACCCCUUUAAUUGUAGCGCUGACCAUUGCCCUUUCCAGAACCUGCGACUACAAACACCACUGGCAAGAUGUGCUCGUGGGCUCUCUGCUAGGCCUGGCCUUCGCCUGGCUGUGCUACAGGCAGCACUACCCCGCGCUUCACGAGGACAACUGCCACCGCCCUCUGAGUCAGGGAGAGCUUGUCCCUGCCGCACAGCAACACAAGCUAGCCAACUCCAACUACAUCCUACCCAUGUAAAACAGCUGCCCCCACAGUUUAUUUUUUGUUGUUGUUGUGGUGCUGUUGUAAAAUCAUGACUCCCAUUAUGGAAAGUGUAUCUUGGGUAAGGCUGACACGUGAGGUGUUUUCUUUACGAAAAGGGCGCUUUGAAUUGGAGAAAAUAACAGCAUUGUGAAAGCCUAUCGAAAUUAUUUGACUUCGUAACAGAAGACAUUUUUCAUGCGUUUUCCCACUCAUUGGUCAUGCUUUCACACAGCAACGUGGCAUCCCGCAAUCCACAUAAUUCGAUGUGUGACGUCAGUUAAGCCCUUUUCACACUGCACUUAACAGUCGCCGAAUCCACUCUCUGUGCGGUGUGCGGUGAGGGGGCGAGCAACACGGAAUACAGCGCUGCUGGGUGUUGUGGCAGAAGGACAUCUGCUCUGUGCGGAACGUUGGGACACAUGAGAGAUGAUCUGGGGCACAAGUUGAGGUCACUGCUCAUUGAUCAGUCUGAAAUAUACCUUGAAG